AUGGGAAUUGGGCUGGCCCAUGUAUGGCCCGUGUAACCCAACCCGGCCCGCUCUUAAAAGAGCCCUAAACCCUCUUCUUCUGCUCUCUAUUCUCACUCUCUCUCUCUCUCUCUCUAACUAUCCAUCUUCUUCCCUAAGCAGCUACUCUCAGGUUGAACAAAGCAAUUCAAUCAAGUAUCUAAAACAAAACCAACACUCUGAAAAUGGCAACGUCCAUGGCUGCUCUAUCCCGAAGGCUGUCUCGCUCUCUCCUAUCGAAUACUAAUUCCGCUCUUCAGAGCUAUCAGUUCUCUACUCCCUUCUGCACCAGCACAACUCAUCCCACAUCAGACAAAGAAGGCUCCGACUUGGAAGAUCCCCCAACCUUGUCCGACUCUGAAUCACCCUCCCUCGAGCCCACUCCAACAAAAGAUUCGUUUAGGAACCACGGGUUCAAGGAGCCGUUGCUGGAGAAUGGCCUAGACAUGGGCAUUUAUAAGGCGAUAGUGGUGGGAAGAGUGGGGCAGAAACCAAUCCAGAAGAGGCUGAAGAGUGGGCUAACGCUGACAAUGUUCUCAGUUGGAACGGGAGGAAUGCGCAACAAUCGACGACCAUUGGAGAACGAGAGCCCGCAAGAGUUUGCUGAGCGCAGUUCCAUCCAAUGGCAUCGGGUUUGUGUUUACCCCGAAAGGUUGGGUGACGUUGUCAUGAAGCAUGCGGUUCCCGGUUCAAUUUUAUAUCUAGAAGGGAAUCUAGAGUCCAAAAUCUUCACUGAUCCGAUAACUGGCAUUGUUCGCCGAAUCAGAGAGGUUUCUAUUCGCCGAAAUUGUCGUGUUGUUUUUUUGAGUAAAGGCAGUGAAGCCCAGGAACCAAUAGAGCCACAGAUAAACGGUGUUCGCUAUUAAUAAUUCCCUAUUCAGAGGUGUAAUCGGGUGCAAUUUAAUAUUCGGUCCACUUUUACUUUAAUAUGUAUUAUAAACAAUCGCUAACCAAUUAUAAGACGAUAGUGUUAUUGCUCGAUUGAAAGGAUAUAACACAUUAGCAUCACUUACUUUUUGAGGUA
Messenger RNA from Cannabis sativa, 1042 nucleotides. RefSeq names its product single-stranded DNA-binding protein, mitochondrial. NCBI's taxonomy places the organism in Eukaryota, Viridiplantae, Streptophyta, Magnoliopsida, Rosales, Cannabaceae. The transcript has 2 exons. Gene Ontology annotation, molecular function: single-stranded DNA binding. Gene Ontology annotation, cellular component: mitochondrial nucleoid. Gene Ontology annotation, biological process: positive regulation of helicase activity; mitochondrial DNA replication. Bases 204 to 884 code for a protein of 226 amino acids. The record is from RefSeq and is a predicted model, not a curated record.